Molecule: messenger RNA, 5900 nt
Organism: Leptonychotes weddellii (Weddell seal)
Lineage: Eukaryota; Metazoa; Chordata; Mammalia; Carnivora; Phocidae
Source: RefSeq, a predicted model, not a curated record
GUUGGAAAGAAUUUAAAGUAUAUUCUGAAAUAGCAAGAGGCUACUUUAAUGUUUGGCUGAUAGUUUCCAUUGUUCUCCCUGAUAGUUUUAGAACAUUUAAAACAUGAAGUGUAGUACUCUGGGCUGUAUAAAUUCUGGAAGUGUACAGAAGAGGUAUUAGAAGCAAGUCUUGAGAUUUUAGUUUAUUACAUAAUAAGAAAUUUUUUAUUUUUGAGUGCACUUGAUUGGGAAGGGUUCAAGGAAUGCUAUUUGUGUUAGAUAAGGCAUUAUAUAUAGAGGUACUGUUUCUGUAAAUCUCAUUGCUGUUGGUUUCUUUGAGUGAUUCCCUUCCCUUCCUCCCAUUUGGUGACUAAGAACUGGAAAAUGUAACUUGCUGGUAAUAGUGAAUAGCAAUGAAAAUUACUUACAGAGUUAGUGGUUCAAAACUCAAGAGUCAGAAGACAUGAUUUUUCAACUCUGGUUCUGCCACUUAGUUGAGUUGACUUUCACUGAAUGCUUCCUCAUCAGUAAAAUUGGAGUGAGUUUGGUGGUAUCCCCUCUAUGUAUGUCACAGGAUUGUUGUGAAAUAAAAUAAGAGGAAAAUGCUCAAUAAACUAAAAAGCACUGUCUUAUUACUGGAUGAUCACAUCACCUGCAGUGCUAAUUUAUAUGUCCAGAACUUAGUGAAGCAGCAAAGACAGUGUGUGCACCUUAGGUGCCUUACCAUUAGAAACAAGAUGAUCUCAGUAAUGAUACCAAGUUCUACCUGGUAUGUAUAUCACUUUGACAAAAAAAGAAAAGUAGCAUAGAAAGCUGGUGGAGAAAAUGUCCGUUUCUUUUUCUGACUUGCCCACUUCUGCAAUGAAAGAACACUAACCUGAAAUGGAAGAGGUGAUUCUGAUUCUGACACUAAUCUGUUACUUCAAUUCGGGUCGUCACUUUAUCUCCCUAUUUGUUUCCAAAGCAUGUGCUUUAAAAUUAGAUCUUUAUUCACAUUCCAACUCUACCACUUAUUAAGAAUUGCCUUGACUUAAUUUUACUGUGCCUCAGUUUCCUCAUUAAUAACAAGGGGCAUUUUUUACCAUCUGUGAAAACUUCCCUGUAAUUCAUUUCUCCUCACUGCAGUAUUAAGAAUUAUACCAAUUUUCAAAAUUACAUCAACAUGUGAAAUGGACUUCUCAACAUCACCAAGAAAAAAAAAACAGAUUGAAAAGAUAUGAAUGAAUAUCCUAAAAAAAGAAAAAGGAAGACAUUACACCCUUCUCGUUACUCAGAUUCUUCUGGAAUAAGCAGAAUUGCAGAUGGAUUCAAUGGAAUUUUUUCUGAUCAUUGUUACAGUGUUUGUUCUAUGAGACAGCCAGACUUAAAAUAUUUUGACAACAAAGAUGAUGAUUCUGAUACAGAGACAUCAAAUGACUUGCCAAAAUUUACAGAUGGAAUCAAGGCCAGAAAUAGAAAUCAGAACUACCUGGUUCCCAGUCCUGUACUUAGAAUUCUAGACCACACUGCCUUUUCUACAGAAAAAGCUGCUGAUAUUGAAAUUUGUGAUGAAGAGUGUGACUCACCUGAGUCAGUCAACCAACAAACUCAAGAGGAGAGUCCUAUAGAAGUUCACACUGCUGAAGAUGUUCCAAUUGCUGCAGAAGUGCAUGCAAUUUCUGAAGAUUAUGAUAUAGAGACAGAAAACAAUUCCUCGGAAAGUCUCCAAGACCAAACUGAUGAGGAGCCACCAGCUAAACUUUGCAAAAUUCUUGACAAGAGCCAAGCUUUGAAUGUGACUGCCCAACAGAAGUGGCCUUUACUGAGAGCCAAUAGCAGUGGCCUCUAUAAGUGUGAACUUUGUGAGUUCAACAGCAAAUAUUUUUCUGAUUUAAAGCAGCAUAUGAUCCUGAAGCAUAAGCGUACUGAUUCAAAUGUGUGUCGAGUAUGCAAGGAAAGUUUCUCUACCAACAUGCUUUUGAUUGAACAUGCCAAACUGCAUGAAGAGGAUCCCUACAUUUGUAAAUACUGUGAUUAUAAAACAGUGAUUUUUGAGAACCUCAGUCAGCACAUUGCAGACACCCAUUUUAGUGACCACCUCUAUUGGUGUGAGCAGUGCGAUGUACAGUUCUCCUCAAGCAGUGAACUCUACCUACAUUUCCAGGAGCACAGCUGUGAUGAACAGUACUUGUGUCAGUUUUGUGAACAUGAAACAAAUGAUCCAGAAGACUUGCAUAGCCAUGUGGUAAAUGAACAUGCAUGUAAAUUAAUUGAGUUAAGUGAUAAGUAUAACAAUGGAGAACAUGGACAGUACAGCCUCUUAAGCAAAAUUACCUUUGACAAAUGUAAAAACUUCUUUGUAUGUCAAGUAUGUGGUUUUCGGAGUAGACUUCAUACAAAUGUUAACAGGCAUGUUGCUAUUGAACAUACUAAAAUUUUUCCUCAUGUUUGUGAUGACUGUGGGAAAGGCUUUUCAAGUAUGCUAGAAUAUUGCAAACAUUUAAAUUCACAUUUAUCUGAAGGGAUCUAUUUAUGUCAAUACUGUGAAUAUUCAACCGGACAAAUUGAAGAUCUUAAAAUUCAUCUAGAUUUCAAGCAUUCAGCUGACUUACCUCAUAAAUGUAGUGACUGCUUGAUGAGGUUUGGAAAUGAGAGGGAAUUAAUAAGUCACCUUCCAGUCCAUGAGACAACUUGAUUAUUUUCUUUAACUGCCGUAAUGUUAAUGUAAAAUAAUAAAUUUGACUUUUUUGGAGAUGUGAAAAUGGAUGAUUUUAAACAUAACUUAUGAGAAUUGCUUUUAACAAAUAAGAUUUUUUUAAUUGUCCAAUUUUCUUGGCAUUGCUACAUUUUUCAGUAUAUAAUGGUAUCCUAAAUGUGGUAUUUUCAGUGCAUGGUAGUUUUAACCACUCUUGGUAUCUGUCGUCUUGUUUCUUACAUAAGCUCUGAUUUCAUGAAUUGAUGAGAAACAGAUGUACUAAAGAAACUAGACUACAGUUUUCCUUCUGUAACCAUGGGUGCUAUUAAAUUUUUUAAACUCAAGAUGAACUCAGUUUUUCAUGUAUGAAGUCAUUAAAGUACUGCAUUAUCAGAACUUAAAUGCAAUGUACCAUACAAUUAAGUCCACUGAUAGUCCCAUUAAGAACCCAAACCUAGAUAAUCCCCAUCAGGAAUUAUCCCCAAGACUCAGUGGACGCUCCAUCUGUGUAAUUCUUUUAACAACACUAGGAGGCAAGUGUUACAGUAGGAAGGGAAGAUCUAGUUUUGUUGGCGGUCUUUUUUUUUCUCUUUUUUUUAAUUCUCAUUCAAUUUUAGCCCCAAUCUGUGAGUUAAAUGAUUUAAGAUGGGAGUGAGGAAGAACUGGUAAGGGAUUAGACAAUAAAACCAGUUGUAACAUUUCAUAGCUCAACCUUUUCACAAUUCAUUUUCAGUUAUGCGACAGCAAAGUAAGCCCAAGAUGCUGAUGUCAAAUCAUUUAUUGACUGCGAAAACCCACUGAGGUAUUAAUCUAGAAUUAGGAAGAUGUGGAAGAUAAGGGGUUCUGGCUUUCUUCUUGGCUUAUAGAUGGCCGUUUUCAUUCACAUGGUGUUCUCUUUGUAUGCAAGUCUAUUUCUCAAACUUCCCUUUUUUAUAAGAUCACCAGUCAUACCAGAUUAGGGUUAACCCUGAUGACCUUAUUUUAACCUAGUAAAGAUCCUGUCCCCAGAUACGGUCAUAUUUUGAGGUGCUGGGGCUUAGGACUUGAACAUUUGAAUUGGGAGAUGGGAGAAAGAGACAUAACCACAAUUCAAUAGCAGCUUCUUAAAUAGCGGUAUCACAAAGAUAUGAUUUGGUCUGUCAAUGAACUCCAAUAAACACUGCUGCUAACAAACGGCAGUGUUCAGGAAUAUUGCUAUAGUUGAAGAGAUCAAUUUAUGAUCUGUGGUUUUCCCACUACAAGAACCGUGGAAAUUUAAUCUAUCUUGAGAAUGGUGGCAGCAACAAGUUUUUUCAAAGCCAAUCAUUUUUAACUCUUAUUGUCAGAUAUGCAUAAUUGUAUUCCUAGAAAUUCAUCAGGGCUACCUGAUAGAAAUGUUUCUGAGAAAACUUAAUAUCAGAGUGGUUUAAACUGGACUAGAAUCUUAGAAACCAUCUGGUCUAAAUCCUCUAGUUCUCUAAGUUUCUUACAGAAAUAGGCCAAGGUCACAAAACCAGUUGUAGCAGACAGGGGUGGGAUCCAAGUUAUUUGGCUUCCAGUCUAAUAAUGUUUCCAUUACACCAUGUUACAUUAAAAUAUAAGCUUUGUCCUUGGGGUGUUUUUCAUGAUUACUUAACCUAGCUGUUCGGCUACCUUCUUGGUAAUUCUGUUUUUAUGCCUUUUUUAUAUACAUACACCUUCAAGAAUUUUAUUUUUAGGAAACAAACUAAUGCCUUGGUAGGUUUUUUUCAAUUUUGUAUUUUAUUGCUUUACAUUUGAUCACAUUAGUAAUCAAAGUAAUUGUAAGGAAACCUCAAGAGAUAUUAAUUCAAGUUUUAGAACCAUAUAAUUUUGUGCUUUUGAUGAAUCUGCAUCUUGAGGCCACAUCCCACUGACAGUUUGUCCAGUAAAAACUUUUUGCUUUGACUCAGCUUUCAAAUAAGUCAAUGACACCAUAAUUUGCUUGGGUAGCUGGUUUAUAUUUUUAGCUUAUUAAAGAACUUCUUCAGAAAAACAACCCUAACUAAAAAGAGAUUUUUCUAACUACUUCUGGGUUUUUCCCCCUCAAAAACAAACAUUUCCACUGAACUCUUGUGAUUUGAAGCACAGUUCAAGUCUGAGAAUACAUAACUGAUAGUGAUGUUUAUUAGCACUACAAUAGAAUUCUUGGCAGCAAGAAUUCUUGGCAGUAUUGGGCCAUUUUUUUUUCUUACUUUUUUUAUCUUCACCUUGCAAUGAGUUAUUACUUAUGGAAUUCCAAAUUCCCCUGUACUCCAAUAUUUGAAAGUGACUGUGCACUACUCAAAAGCCUCUCCUCCUGCUUGUAAAUUUGCCAGUUUUACCAUUUUAAAUCACCUCUCUUAGAUUUCCUGAGUGUGUGUCAUCACAUACUAACCAGUUUCUCCAUUUCACAGGGCCCACAGCCUGUUGUUAGGUGAUUGCUGAGUUGUUAGCAGCUGUAGUAUAUGUAGGGCUUUUGUUUUUGUUUUUUUUUAAUAGACUAACACUAUUCCUAAUUUUUAAAUCUGACUUGGAAAGCAUUGUAUUACUUAAUUUCCGACACUUUACCAUUAACCUUACUUUUGCUUGUUUUGUCAGUAUUACUACCUUUUGCAAGACGUUUAAUAUGUUUCCCAAAUGACUAUGAUUCAUUUUUAAUGGAAUUUUAAUGCCUAAAAAGCACUAUGACUUACACAAAUUUGAAAAAGCUAAUAAAAAUCAAAUGGCCACAGUCCUCUUGCGAAGCAGAUUGGUUUGCCAAAAAAUCAAUACUCGUUAAGAAUUUAAGUGAAAACAAAUAGUUAGACCAAACAUCCCAAUGGAGAAGCCAAUUUGAUUGGUCAGGUUUACCCUAUAAUUAACACAGUCUCAUUCCUAUAAAUUAAGAUGAAAUUUGGGGAUAUAUAUAUUAGUUUGCCUGUAACUUUCAGUUCUGAUGACUGAAGAUAGAAUAUCUACAAGAAUUUUUGUUCAAGGCAUUUAGGUUAUGGAAUUACAUAUACUCCUAAUAUUGGUUUAGCUUUCCAUAAAUUAAUCUUUUAAGACAACAUUCAAAUCAAAGAGAAAGAAAUGUGUACAUUUAUGUUGUAAAAUACAUAUUCACAAAGCUAAAAGUUGUCACGUAAUUUACAUAUUUAUAUGAAGUUAUAUGUUCAAUUUGUAAGUUUAAAAAUUUUAAGACCGUGUUGUUUGAAGCCUACUUCAUACUAGCCAUUGAAAAUAAUUUUCUGGAUAAAGACUUCCUGUAUUAAAGCAUCAGUCAUCACAA